AUGUUGAUCGCGCGGGGUGCAUUUUUCGGGUUUGCGGGUGCGACAUUUUGUCUAGUACUAUCAUGUUUGGGUGCUGCGUAUGGUACGUCGCAAGCUGGGAUCGGGCUGUGCAGAGGAUCCGCAAAACGUCCGUCCGUCACUAUAAAAGCGAUAAUACCAGUUGCCAUGGCUGGUGUUCGAGGGAUUUAUGGACUAGUUCUGAGCAUAAUCAUCUUAGCAAGUGCUACAAGUGCUGGGGAAAGCUACUCUGAAUUCAGUGGUCUACUGCAUCUAUGUGCAGGCGUUUGUUGUGGUAUGGCGCAGUUCGCGAGCGGAAUUACAGUUGGAGUAAUCGGUGAGAGCUCAACGCAAGCUAUUGUCACAAGACCAAGGCUGUUUGCACCCGCCAUUUUGAUUCUCAUUUUCUCCGAAGCUCUUGCACUGUAUGGACUGAUUUCUGGUAUGAUUCUUGUGCAAACUAGCUAG
Molecule: messenger RNA, 465 nt
Organism: Ostreococcus lucimarinus CCE9901
Lineage: Eukaryota; Viridiplantae; Chlorophyta; Mamiellophyceae; Mamiellales; Bathycoccaceae
Gene: VatL
Product: vacuolar type H+-ATPase proteolipid subunit
Exons: 2
Coding region: 1-465 (154 amino acids)
Biological process (GO): proton transmembrane transport
Cellular component (GO): proton-transporting V-type ATPase, V0 domain
Molecular function (GO): proton-transporting ATPase activity, rotational mechanism
Source: RefSeq, a predicted model, not a curated record